Rotaria sordida is the source of this 1883-nucleotide messenger RNA. Lineage: Eukaryota; Metazoa; Rotifera; Eurotatoria; Philodinida; Philodinidae. The record is from the annotation of a GenBank genome assembly.
AUGGGUGAUAUAAAGGGACAAGUAGUAGCUGGUGUCAAUGGCCGAGGAAAUCGAUUGGAUCAAUUGAAUUGUCCAACUGAUGUGUUGAUCGACAAAGAGACGGAUAGUCUCAUUAUUUGUGAUCGAGAGAAUCGACGAGUCGUUCGAUGGUCUCGUCGUAGUGGUACAACACAAGGAGAAAUCCUCAUCGACAACAUCGCUUGUUGCGGAUUGGCCAUGGAUGAUCAGAGAUAUCUCUACAUCUCUGACACUGACAAACAUGAAGUGAGACGAUAUCAAAUAGGAGACAAGAAUGGAACUCUUGUGGCUGGUGGCAAUGGCAAAGGUGUUGGUCUCAAUCAACUCAACUGUCCGUACUACAUCUUUGUCGAUCAACAACAGACUGUCUACGUGUCAGAUUGGAACAAUCAUCGUGUAAUGAAAUGGAAUAAAGGUGCAAAAGAAGGAAUUGUCGUCGCUGGAGGUCAAGGCCAAGGGAAUGCUCUGACACAAUUGUCGUGUCCUCAAGGACUAUUCGUCGAUACAUUGGGUACCAUCUAUGUAGCAGACUCGGUGAAUGAUAGAGUGAUGCGUUGGCCUAAAGGAGCGAAACAGGACACUGUCAUUGUGGGUGGAAAUGGUGAAGGAGAAGGAGCAAAUCAGUUCAAGGUUCCCAUCGGUUUGUCCUUCGAUCUACAUGGCAAUCUCUAUGUCGUCGAUUGGAACAAUCAUCGUGUUCAACGCUUUUCAAUCGAAUAGACUCGUCGUGAUUGAUUUUUUUUGCGUUCCUUUCUUUUCAAAUAAACCCCAUUGAAUUGAUGAAAUGAAUGGCUUAUUCUAUUCGCGCGCGCGCGACCAGGAACCAUCGUGGCGGAGCCGUGGCGAGCGUAACGCUCAUGCACGCACAGGACAGACUCAUAUCAUUCAUACCCUUCCCGCGAGAGAUAUUCCAAUGAGUCUGAAUAAGCCUGGUCGUGUGCCACGGAUACCAAGACAGUUCCUGGCCGGGUUUUUAGGGCCUACCCGGAAGGCCUGUAACUAACGGGGACCUAAUCUCAAUCGACAUAACUCACCCCUUUCCCCUACUAACACUCUUUUCUCAGUCACUCUAUUCCUCUCCUCAAUCUCAAUAUUACACUAUCUAAUCUCAUCUCCCUCUCCCCUAUUCUAUCUCAAAAAAAAAACAUUACUCAUCCUGUUUUGAUGUUGAUUACGGCGCGAUGAUAUUGAGAACUAGAAAGAACAAGAAAAAAAAUUAAUUUAAUGUUAUAUAAUGAAAAAAAAAGAAUGAGUUAACUUACCCCACUGUUAUCUACUCAUAGUUGAAAAUAUUCAUCGAACCUAAGACAAAAGAAAAAAUAAAUAAAUUAAAAUGAUUAUAGGAGGUCUUACUUCACCAUCCUUAUAAUCGUUAAAUAAAAAAAGAAAAAAAAUUAAAACUGAUAUCUACAUUUUUUUUUAUUGUGUGGCUUGAUCUUGAUUUGAUUAAUUUUGCAUUAUCGAGGCCAAUCUAAAACAGAAAAAGAAAAAUGAUUAUUAUUUGAUUCAAAAAUUUGAAUGAUUUUACAUAGGAAAUCAUUCCUAUAUAUACCUUGAAAAAUCAUUUUUUUCUCUCGUCGAAAAUGAAUUAAAAGUUGAUUUCAAAAAGGUUAAUUGAUAUACAUAUUUCAUUGUACAUGUUGAUCAUUGAUCGUCAAUGAUAACAACAUGAACAAUGAUUUAUGGACGAGCCAAAAGUCAAAAAAAAAAAGAAAAUUCCUUUCUUAACAUAUAUUUCUUUCCUUUCUCUCUUGUUAACAUUAACAUAUACAGUAAAACCUCUUUAAUCUGAGCGCCAUCGGGACCGGCAAAAAGUGGUCAGUUUAAGGAGGUGCUCAUUAUUCGGAGAUUUGCAGAUUCUCUCA